GGGAGAUGAAGGUGGAGGAGAUGGAAGACAUGUUGAAGUGAAAGAGAAAACUCAGAGGAAGGAAAACAUUUGGCAGAAACGAUGACGACUAAAGAGCUGCUGGUAGAAACCCUGGAUCAGCUGAGUGCAGGAGACUUCUGGGACUUCAAGCUGUUCAUGGUAGCAGAGAAGUUUUUGCCGCAAACACCGAGGCUGUGGUGGAGCUGAUGAUGAGGACGUGCAGAGGAAGGUGUGUGGAGGAGACCAGGAAGAUUUUACUGAAGAUGAGGCGGCAGGACCUGCUGCACAGACUGGCAGGGGUCAGAGAGAAUCCAUCUUUAAUCCAGAGAGCGGGAGCGAUGGCGUCGGUUUUGGAGCUGCUGAUGGAAACGCUGUCGGCUCUGAGUGGCGGCGGCUUGAGGGAGUUCUGGGAGCGGUACCUGCUGCUGGAACCUUCUGCGCUGGCGCCGCCGAGGACUGACCCGGAGAUCGCAGCGAUCUCAUUGGUUCAGAGUCACGGCAAACAGUCUGUGGACGUCACCAGGAGGAUUUUAGUGGACAUCAACCAGAACCAUCUGGUCCAGAGUCUGCUGGACUGCAGGUCCAGAAGCAGAAAACCACAUGAUGACCAUCUGUCGGCGCUGAUCCACAAAGCAGCAACGAUGGCAGCUGUGAAAGAGCUUCUGCUGGAAACUCUGAUGGAUUUGAAUCAUUUAGAUCUGGGAAUUUUCAAGAUCUUCCUGAACGUUGAGUCCUUCCAGAACAAGUUUCCACAAAUCUCAUGGAGCGAUCUGAAAAAGUCAAACUGUAAAAAUAUGGUGGAUCUGCUGAUGGGCUCGUAUGGCCAGCAGUGUCUGGAGGUGACCAGGCAGGUUCUGAUGGACAUGAACAGAACCGACCUGUUGGAGAAGCUGCCAGAGAAAAGCUGUGGAGCCGAAGAGAAACUUUCUGUGGAGGAACUUUGGCCCGGACUGAUCGACAAAGUUGAAGCCAUGGAGUCGAUCAUCGAGCUGCUGCUGGAAACUUUGGGUGAUCUCAGUGAAGAGGAGCAGAUGUUCUUCAUCACGGUGUUGGGUCAGAGUCAGCGUGACGUUGCAGACAGACUGCUGGCCGUCAAGGAGCUGCUGCCCGCUGUGCUUGUGAUGGUGCAGAUGUUCGGCCAGCGGUCUGUGGAGACGACCAGGGAGGUUUUAAAACGGAUGAGGAGGACAGAUCUGCUUCAGGACAUUUCAGUAUCCAGAAGACGACAAGCAAAGAAACUCUCAGCGGACCAGAAGAGCUCUGCUGCUCUACAGAAAGUGGCUCUGAUUGCAGCCUUCAAGCAGCUUCUCACAGAAAUCCUGAGUGAUUUGAAGAAACAGGAGCUGGAGGACUUCAAGAAGUCGCUGCCCUCCACCCUCAGCCUCUCUGGGAAAAACCUCUGGUAUCCUUCGAUGAGGCUGAGAUUUGGACCGUUUGUCCCAAACAUAGUGAAUGAGAUGGUGGAGGAGUUGGGCCUGCAGUCUGUGGAGGUUUCCAUGGAGAUUUUAAUGGAUAUAAACAGGAGCGACCUGGCAGAGCGGCUCCUGGAGACCAGCUCCGGUCUUAAAGGAAAGGUGUCCAUAGAUGAAUAUCAGAGAGUGGUCAUGCUAAACACAGUUCCAGCAAAGAUGGCUGUCAGAAACACUCUUCUGAAGAUGAUGAUGGAGCUGGGCCACAGCGAUGUCUGGAGGUUCAAACGCUUGCUGCAGUUCACAUGUUUCCAGAAAAGCCUCCCAGAACUCCCAGUCAGCGUGCUGUGGCCCAUGAACCGGACCGGCAGGGCAGCGGAUCCGGGACAGGAGGGCCCGGCAGACCUGGUGGAUCAGAUGGUGCAGAAACUAGGAGGGGAGUCUGUGGGUGUGGCCCGGGAGGUUCUGAUGGACAUGAACAGAACUGAUGUGGUUCAGAAGCUGGCCGGGAUCAGGUCUGGAUCAACAGAGGAGUUUCAGUCGCUGUUGUUCCAGAAAGAAGCAAGUCUAACUGCAAUUAUGGAGAAACUUCUAGAAACAUUUGAAGAUUUAGGUGAAGCAAAGUUUGAACAUUUUCAGAGAGUCGUACAGAAGAGUUUGUCCAGGAAAGCCGGGAGAGGAACUGUCGCUAUGGAGAAGGGAAGGAAGCUGAAGGUGGCAGAGCUGAUGUUGGAGCAGUUUGAUGAACAGACGUUGGACAUGGCGGCGCUGGUUUUAAAAAAGAUUCAUCGCUCUGAUUUGGUGCAGAAGAUCUCAGGAAAAAUCCCAGCAGGUCCGUCAGGACCUUCACGGGUUGCCAAGGGUCGUGAAGGAGAAAAGCUGGACUCCAGCUGCUGGACUGAACUGGUACCGGAGGUGAACCAGACAGAAUCUCCAACAUACAGCCUCCAGAGUGAAGCUGGACUCUUUGAGUGCAGCGUUUCUGGUCUUCGCUGGUUCUGCUCCGAACGGGUCGUCUUCAGGUACUGGUUCUGCUCCUGGGACGGACACAUGGAGAGGAUGGAGAGCAGAGGAUACCGGCCUGCUGGUCCUUUACUGGACAUCAGUCUGAUUACUGGGAGGAUGACGGAGGUGUUCCUGCCCCACUGGAUCUGUGUCGAUGACGUCCGUAAACCUUUGGAGCAGUUUGCUGUCCUCCACAUGGACGACUGUGGAGACGCUGUGGAGAAAGUCUCUGAGGUCUCACCGUCACACGUCAAACUAACUGAACCCAUUUUCUCUCCGAGAGCGGUUCUGAUGAGAGCCGGCUUUCCUGUGAAGGUCUACUGCAACAUGUUGCUUUAUCAGGCCAACACGGCUUUCCUCACGCUGCACGUUUACCUCAUCCCACGCGACCCGGCCUUACAGCAGGCAAUGGACCGGAAAGAAACUUCUUAUGGAUACAAAGUGAUCCAAAAACCCGACCCGGAGAAGUCCCUGAAAAUGAACAAUUACUUCUUCCUCACAUCAGAUCUGGAGGCUGCAGAAGUUUCUCCUAAAACGGGAAUUAAACUCCGAUAUCCAAGAGGAAAACCAAAUUUUUUUGAGGUUUAUGUUGAAAAUGCAAACAGAAACUUCAGUCUGACACUCAGACCCGACAGAGAGGGCCAGCCGGUUUGGGAGUGUUCUGUUCGAAAAGAUGAGUAUCAAAGCAGUGGCCAAGCACAAGAGAUUCAGAGUGUGGAUGAACAUCUGGCUGCAAUGAUGCAGAGAGCAGCGACCAUCACAUCAGACAAGGAGAUGCUUUUAAACCUGAUGAAAGACCUGAAACAAGAGGAGCUGAAAGGCUUCAAAUGGUUCCUGAGGAACAGGGAUGUGAGCUCAGGCUUCCCACAGAUCCCAGUGACUCUCCUGGAUGAGGCCGAUGCCUCAGACCUGGUGGACCUGAUGAUGAAGACCUACAGCCACAGGGCCGUGGAGCUCACCAAGGACAUUUUUAAGCAAAUUAACAGGAAUGAUCUGGUGGAGAUGUUUCCAGGCACCAGCUUGACUCGCCACGGUUCCUCAGAUUUAUAUCUGACCGUCUAAACCUCGUUCUUCCGAAGAAUCAUCAGAACCGACCUGCUUGGAGUUCAUCUGCUUUUCCUUCCUGGAGAAUUAAAAUCCCCACAUUGAUGUGCAUGACCUCUACAUGUGACCAAAACUGAAUAAAAUGACUUUUUAAAUCUAA
Poecilia reticulata (guppy) is the source of this 3618-nucleotide messenger RNA. RefSeq lists its product as uncharacterized. NCBI's taxonomy places the organism in Eukaryota, Metazoa, Chordata, Actinopteri, Cyprinodontiformes, Poeciliidae. Gene Ontology annotation, biological process: regulation of apoptotic process. Gene Ontology annotation, molecular function: protein binding. The record is from RefSeq and is a predicted model, not a curated record.